Ostertagia ostertagi is the source of this 1458-nucleotide messenger RNA. NCBI's taxonomy places the organism in Eukaryota, Metazoa, Nematoda, Chromadorea, Rhabditida, Trichostrongylidae. The record is from the annotation of a GenBank genome assembly.
AUGGCGGCGGCUGUGGCAAACCAGGUUCAAUCUGUUCGUUUUGGUGGCGGCCCAUCGGGUAGUGGAGUGACAUUGACGAUUUCUGGAGGAGGGGGUCCAUCAACAACAACAUCCAGCCCUGGAAAUAAUGCUCUUAACCGACGUCCGGUGAACACCGUAUUUCGCUUCCCAGCAACACCAUCUUCGGUACAGCUACAGCAGAUGGAUGUUAUGAUGAUGGGCGAUGGACCCGGUCGUCGCUUGCGAAAGAAUGUGGCUAACGUUAGGCGACAUGUUGAUUACGUUGCUACGGUUCUCAACCAUGCGGAGUCCCGGCUAUGGUUGUACAAACGAUGGCAGCGUCCUGUUCAGCAGCCUGAUGAGUUGUACCAAAAUACGGCUUUGCCUGCCCGGUGUACUCCAGAAGUUCCUGUGGACUGCAUUCUUACAAAAUUCGUCAGAGCAGCAAUGAACAAAGUCAAGUGCCCAGUUUAUAGUUUAUGCUGGACUCCUGAGGGUAAACGACUUAUUACGGGUGCAUCAACUGGUGAAUUCACAUUAUGGAACGGGACGGCUUUCAACUUUGAAACAAUUCUACAGGCUCAUGAUUCUGCUAUACGAGCCAUGACGUGGUCGCACAACGAGCAGUGGUUGGUCUCAGCAGAUCACGAAGGAUUCAUAAAGUAUUGGCAACCAAACAUGAACAAUGUUCACAUGUAUCAGGCACAUAAAGAUGAGCCCGUUAGAGGGUUAUCGUUCGCCCCAACUGAUGUAAAAUUAGCGUCCGCAUCUGACGACGGGACAGUCCGUAUAUGGGAUUUUGCUAGAUGUGUGGAAGAAAGAGCUAUGCGUGGUCAUGGGUCGGAGGUAAGAUGUGUUGCCUGGCAUCCAUUCAAGGGAAUGAUAGUGACAGGUUCGAGGGAUUCUCAGCAACCAGUGAAGCUGUGGGAUCCGAGGACAGGAGACUGUCUGACGACAUUGCAGGAUCACAAAAGUUCCGUAAUGGCCGUUGAUUGGAACCGAAACGGUAACUGGCUGCUGACGGCGGGUCGUGAUCAUCUUGUCAAACUCUAUGAUCUGCGCACUAUGAAAGAGAUGUACUCUUACAAAGGCCACAAGAAAGAAGUCACUUCAAUCUCCUGGCACCCUAUUCAUGAAGGGCUUUUUGUGUCUGGUGGAGGAGAUGGUUCUAUCGCCUACUGGCUAGUAGAGAACGAGAAGGAGGUUGCCUUCCUCGAGCAUGCUCACGAUCAAGCUGUUUGGGCCAUGAAGUUUCAUCCCAUGGGCCAUAUAUUGGCAACAGGUUCGAAUGACAACAAUACAAAGUUUUGGGCCCGAAACCGACCUGGUGAUACUCAAGAGGAUAUAUUUGGACUAGCUUCAUUCACGACCAAUAUGGUUGGCGCAUUGGAUAAGGAACGCGAGCCCAAAAGCACAUCUGUACGUCUCGACGAGGAAUACCUUGCUCCAGUUAUUCCU